AUGCGUGAGGAGUCAGAGCGUCAUUUUGAAAUGAUUAUGAACAGACCAAGUGUUGAGGAAAUGAACAAGCCUUCAUAUAUUGGUGGAUGUCUUCCUAUUUGGGGAAUCAUUUAUCUGGAUUUUGUUGAUAUUGAUUUUAUUGAUAAUCAUCAGUCAACCGUGGAUUAUUCUCUUCCUCGGAUAUCUCAUGUUAAGACUGAAGAUUUCAAGUAUCUCGCAUUGGUUGAUAGGAAUUAUGAGUCUAGGAAAAAAAUUGGGGUUUUACCAGUAAGCCUCUAA
This is a messenger RNA of Triticum turgidum subsp. durum (durum wheat), 279 nucleotides long. NCBI's taxonomy places the organism in Eukaryota, Viridiplantae, Streptophyta, Magnoliopsida, Poales, Poaceae. The record is from the annotation of a GenBank genome assembly.